Molecule: messenger RNA, 1104 nt
Organism: Schizophyllum commune H4-8
Lineage: Eukaryota; Fungi; Basidiomycota; Agaricomycetes; Agaricales; Schizophyllaceae
Exons: 2
Coding region: 1-1104 (367 amino acids)
Source: RefSeq, a predicted model, not a curated record
AUGGAGCACGGCCCGCCUCCCGAGUUUCCUCUUGAUCAUUGCCGUUCCGCCAUAAUUCCCGAACCAUCAUCCCCCUCCACUCUGCUUGGCUGGCUUAGGGACGCCCCUCGUCGCGCUCGGGAUCUCGGAAAAGCGGCAAUGCGCAGAUUUCAAGAGGUGGGAUUCGCGCGGCGGACAGGAGGAGCCACGGCGGAACUGAAGGCGGCCAUUGAAAGGACGCACAACCCCAAUACCGGCAUUCCGCCCCCGGAAGCGUUUUGCUUCCGACCCUCCAUCGCCACCGAGUACCAGGACCUCUUCACUCGCGCUCCCGCCGGUCGCACGGAUUUCCCGCCUCCCGAUCUCUCACUCCCCGCUCCCGUCCUUGUGCGCGAAGAACCCCGCACUGAGCAUCGCCUGCCCAUCGACGAGCACAUGCGUCUGGCCACCCCGCGUCCUACUCUCCAGCACUCUUCGUUCCACAUUCCUCCCCCGCCUGGCGCGCAUCACAUUCCACCCUCUUGUCCGCCGACCCCGCCGGCGUCGCAGGAUCACGGAAGCUCUGGAGAACGCGAGCCCGUCCCAGUAUGCCGCCUAGUCCCCGCCAACUUCCUCAUGCGGUUCGACGGCUUCCCGGUGCCCGAAAUGCUCUUCCUAUUGCAGAGUGUCGACGGCGGGCCCCCUCCUCACUUCAAGCCCCAGUACGGCACCCCUAUCCCCAUCCUCAGUCUCACCGACGACCCCGGCCUGCAAGAGCUCUGGCCUGUCGAGGCGAUACGAUUCGACCCCGCUACCCAGAGGGCUAUCAUCCUCGCCGCCUACGACGGCUGCGCCGUCCCGGUCCUAGUACCUUACCUUAUGGCGGAAGCGCUCCCGACCCGCAUGAAGGUUUGGCAAAUGUUUCGGGACGAGCUAGCUGAGCUUGCGAUGGCGCCGCGGCGCUACGCGCUGACCAAAGCUCAGCUCAGCCGCAUGCACGAGGAGGCGCGCGCCCGGGUCAUCUGGGAGGUCACGAAGCUCGUGUCCCACAAGACGGUGCCUCCGUACCAGCACCCGGCGCCAAAUGACUUAGGGCUGCAUGCCAUUCGCCUGCUGGGGAUGCAUGCGCUACCCGGACCGCAGUAG